Molecule: messenger RNA, 2302 nt
Organism: Pieris rapae (cabbage white)
Lineage: Eukaryota; Metazoa; Arthropoda; Insecta; Lepidoptera; Pieridae
Exons: 11
Coding region: 155-1558 (467 amino acids)
Source: RefSeq, a predicted model, not a curated record
UAGUUUGUACGUUUAUCGUUAUGCAAAAAUUCUGUUGCCAAGUCAACUUUGAAAAAGAUUUAUAUUUAGCAGUUUUAAGAGUUAAAUAGAUAAAUUAGAUUUGUUUUUAAUAAAAUAUUGAUAUUUUAUCUUGGACAAAUCAUCAAUCCUAACAAUGAAUUCGGAAUUACUUAGUUGUUUACCGAAUCCGUCGUUUCCAAAACUUGUAGCUAUGAAAACAACCUUACAAGAAACUAUUAGAUGUUUCAAAGAUUUGAACGAAGAAUAUGACAAGCUAAAUAAGGAAAACAUGGAUUACAAAUCAAAAUUUCAGACACUUGAAGAUAAGUGUAAUUGUAAAAGUUUGAAUAGUCCAGAUGCAUUAAAAAAAGAACUACAACAGAAAAAUUAUAUCAUACAGCAAGUUGCUUCAGCCCUUACAAAACUUCUAAAAACAAAGGAUCUUAAGAUUUUAGAUGGUAUUUUUAAAAUAAUAUGUAGUGAAUCAAACUUAGAUCAAAAUGACAUAAGAGUAAAAGAAGAAAUAUGGGAUGAAUCUUUAUCAGAGAUAGCAGGAACCCCUGGUCGCAAGAGUCCUAUUAUUCUAAUGAGCAAAAAAGUUAAAAGCAAUACAGCUUCUGGCUUAAGUCUAAAUAAGAAAAGUGAAGAAACUAGGGAAACUCCAGAGAAAUGUGUGAAAUUGAUAUUCCCAUCUCCAAGUAGAAGUAGAGGUACUGGUCGGUUAAAGCAGUCCAGACUUAAUGUUUUGAAAGAGAAAUCUUCUCUUGUGGUUGACCUUACUUGCUCACCAGAAGCUAUAAGGUCUGAUGACGAUAAGUGUAAUGUUAAAAAAGAAGUACCAGACUAUGAUGAAACAAUAUUACCUUCACCAACCAGUGGGCCAUUUCUUUUGCCUCAAAUGUUUAAAUCGAUGUCAAGGGAUAGUCCAAGUAAAUUUAAAAAGCCUCAAUCACCGCCCAAGUUAAAACUAGAAGAAACAGAAAAUUUACACGAUAAGAAUCGAACCGACUCAAUAACUUACACACAAUAUUCUAUUGAUUUGAUGAAGCAUUGCAGGCGGAACUUAAAAUUAAAUAAAUUAGAAAAUGAAGACGAUAACAUGGAGUGUGAAACGAACAACAGUCAUUCAUUAUUGCAAAAUAAAAAUAGUCCGCAAAAGGCGCCUUUACGUGAAAACAACAACGUAUUAAACACACAAGUAGAUAUGGAGUCGAGCCUGUCGAUAUUACAGCGAAACGCGAGAAUUUCACCCCCACAAACGAUUUUGCCUAAGAGGACAAAGUUGGAACCAGUACAGCCGGUGUAUAAGGAGCCUACACUCAGGAAAAAAAGUGAAAAACGGGCCUUACCUGGAUGGAGCUGUGAUAAUUGUAUGCAGUUUUAUGGUACCUUAUAUGCUGAUAACCCAGAUAUGCUUGCUGAGAAGAUGGAAGAAUGCUCCAAACACCGAGGCCGGAACAACCCUAUUCGUCCCUCCACUCCUGAUGGUUUUUGGGACAUUAGAUGGGAUGUGCCUACAGAUACUGAAGAGUUUAAUAGAAGAAAUAAUGCUGUAUAAAAAAACGAAUAGCUUAGCCUUAAACACAUUCAUCAAAUGGUUAUCUGAUAAAUUGGUAAUUUUAUCAAUAAUAUUUCAAUCAAUUGGUUCUGCCCAUCGUUUUCCACCUAUUUACAUAUUCUGACCUAUCGCGGUCCGUCAAUUUAUUUUAUAUUUCAUGAUGGCAAUGCUAUAAUCUAUGGAUGCUAAUUAGUGCCACUUCUAUAUCAGGCCAUGAUAUUUUAAAAAAAUGCAACUUGUAUUAUUGUCUGUCUCCUUUUUAAAUACUUGUUGAAUUAUUACUUAAGCAUCUAAUACUCACAGCCAUUGCUAACUUAAGCUCCUCAAUCUAUACAUUUUAUAAUUUUACUUGAUUGAAGGAUUGAACUUCAGUGAAAAAUCUAGCUUAUGGAUUCAUGCAUUAUUUUAUGUUCACGUAAUUAUUAUCACAUUAACAAAUUAAAUGGAUACAAUAGCCUGUAUAAUUGAAAAAUCUUCAUUAAAAUAAAAAAGCUACUUUUAUGAUAACCAUUCUCACAUUAAAGUAUAUGUCCAAAGUGACAUAUGCAAUACAUUAUUUUUAUUAUUUAAUUAGUUUUUUCUUAUUGUGGGAGUACUUUUUUAUGUAUAGAUUUAAAUAUACUAUUCUGUUAUUAUGUUACCUCAUACAUUACCCUAAUUUCAAGAUUGUUGUCUUAAUUUGUUCAAAUAAGUAAUAUAUGCGGUAUUAUUCACCAAAAUAGAGUAGGAUUUAAAAUGUUCAUA